AAUCAUGGCAACAAGGCUCAUGUUUGAGAAUUCAUGUGAAGUUGGUGUCUUUUCAAAGCUCACCAAUGCUUAUUGUUUGGUUGCCAUUGGAGGUUCUGAGAGCUUCUAUAGCACAUUUGAAGCUGAGUUAGCAGACGCUAUUCCUGUUGUUAAAACUUCCAUUGGAGGCACUAGAAUCAUCGGUAGACUUUGUGCAGGUAAAGGCCUUUUAUCUUCUUUGAAACAAAAAUAUACUACUACUGAUCAAGAACUUCAACACUUGAGAAACAGUCUACCUGAUCAAGUUGUGGUUCAGAGAGUUGAUGAGAGAUUGUCUGCCUUGGGAAAUUGUGUAGCUUGCAAUGACCAUGUUGCUCUAACACACACUGAUCUUGACAAGGGAACAGAGGAAAUGAUUGCCGAUGUUCUUGGAGUAGAAGUUUUUAGGCAGACAAUUGCUGGUAAUGUUCUUGUGGGCAGCUACUGUGCUUUCUCCAACAAAGGUGGCUUGGUCCAUCCUCACACAUCCAUUGAAGACUUGGAUGAACUUUCAACCCUUCUUCAGGUGCCUUUAGUGGCUGGAACCAUAAACCGUGGCAGUGAAGUAAUUGCUGCUGGCAUGACAGUGAAUGACUGGACUGCAUUUUGUGGGUCAGACACUACUGCUACUGAACUUUCUGUCAUUGAGAGUGUUUUCAAGUUGAGGGAAGCUCAGCCAAAUGCUAUAGUGAAUGAGAUGAGAAGCUCAUUGAUUGACAGUUAUGUAUGAGCCAUUAAUGUGGGCAUGCUGUCAAAAAAUAUUAAUGGUGCUAUCUUGCCCUGAAAGGUUGAAUCGCUUGAUAGUCGUUGUUGAAAGUAUAUUGAUGCUCGACAUCACAUGUUUUAUUAUGAAAGAUAUUUGUUUGAAAUACUAUUUUUCACUAAUGAAACAAGGAGAAGCUCUGUUAUUUCCUUAGGGUUCUUCAUAACUGUGGA
This is a messenger RNA of Populus euphratica (Euphrates poplar), 954 nucleotides long. Its product is annotated as eukaryotic translation initiation factor 6-2-like. Lineage: Eukaryota; Viridiplantae; Streptophyta; Magnoliopsida; Malpighiales; Salicaceae. Gene Ontology annotation, biological process: cytosolic ribosome assembly. The transcript is spliced from 7 exons. Gene Ontology annotation, molecular function: ribosome binding. The coding region runs from base 5 to 748 and encodes 247 amino acids. The record is from RefSeq and is a predicted model, not a curated record.